GGCUCUUGGGUAUUUUAAGGCGCGAGCCACUAGGGUCGCCUGACUCCCAUCGCUCGGUGCUCCAUAUCUUGCUUUCACUGCUCUCGGCUUCCCGGGCGCCAUCAGCCAUGGGUCCCUGGCUCUACUUGGGGCGCGCCGCCCUGUUGCUGGUGCUCGUGGGAGUGUGCACGGUGCGCUCCGACACACCUGCCAACUGCACCUACCCUGACCUGCUGGGCACCUGGGUCUUCCAGGUGGGCCCCAGAGGUCCCCGAAGCGACCUUAACUGCUCGGUGAUGGAACCAACAGGAAAGAAUACAGAGGUCGUGGUACACCUUAAGAAGUUGGAUACGGCAUUUGAUGAAUUUGGCAAUUCUGGGCAUUUCACCCUCAUUUACAACCAAGGCUUCGAGAUUGUCCUGAAUGACUACAAGUGGUUUGCCUUUUUCAAGGAUGUCACUGAUUUUAUCAGUCAGUUGGUCAUGCAGCUGGGAACUGUGGGAAUAUAUGAUUUGCCACAUCUGAGGAACAAACUGGUUAUUAAAUAGAUCGUCUGUCUGUUGGGCGGCUCUUUAAAUACCACAGCCAAGAACAGACUUUGGUUUAAGAGGCAAACACCUGGAUCUACCUCUAGCAGCUAGCGGAGGCCAUGGCAGCUACAGUCCCUUCUGGAAUCUGUUUGCAUGUAACAUGCAGGGGAGUCCUGGUGACCUACCUCCAAAGCAGCUGCCAUCCUGAAUGUUUCCUUGGAAAACAGUAAUCACCACUGUGGAAUGUGAGCAACCAGAAACUGCACAGAAAGAAGGAAAAACCCGCAGAAGAGAUGAAGUCUCAGGGGGCUUCAGCGUUUAGCAUUUCCUUAAGUCUUAUUUCUUUCUUUCCUUAGAUGAAUACUGUCAUGCUAAAAAGGUUUCUCCAAACUCUACAGGAUUUGGGUUUUGGGUUUGUGGACCUCUUUUUUCCUGUUGUGUCAUGGUGAACAUUUUACUCCCAGUUAACUCACUCUUCCCGGGUGCCUUCACUUUCUCUAAUUUACCUUCAGGAACACCCAAGCCUACAGUAGAAGAAAAGAAGGCUUUGAGAUGACCUGAAAUGGGCAGAUGUUAGCUAUUGGAGGGAAGAUGGUUCCCGGGAAGCCACGUAGAAGGAGGAAAGAUGUUUUCUUAGCCAAAUAUGAAAAGGUGUAUCUUCUUGCAGACAGUGGUCCCCCACAGUGCCCCCAGCCAGAAAGAUGAUGAGAUCAAUGCCUUCCUUUUCUGUUGUUUUCCUCUUCUCUUUUCUUCUCUUUUUCUCCUCUGUUUCAUUUUUUAAAAUUAUGUGCUAGCUUUUUGCUAAGAAGUUGACUUACUGUAUAUCUGAAAGUCCUAUAAAACUGACGGGCCUCAUUUCCUUUCACGGAUAGCAGUUGGUUAGACUCUUAGAAAGUUUAAGCUCAUAGAGUUUCUGACUGUAAAAUGAUACUCUUAACCUUUCAAAUUUAAGGACUUCCCUGGGGCUAAAAAGUAAAAUAAAAGUGAUUUCACCAAAGUAAAUGGUAUUCAGAGCCCCAGUUGGGUAGUUUUUCUGGUGAAUUCCAGCACAAAAGCCUGGUGAAGGUUAGUUUUGUGGGGUGGAGUGUGUAUUGCUUUGCCUGUCACUGAGGUCUUGGGAGAGUGUUUUUCCAGUUUAGUCGGGAGCCCUCUCACUUUCUUGCUUUGAACCAGAGUUCUUUCACUAAGCAGGGAACAGUAACUUGUCUUUCCCCUUUGCAGCCCCACACACUGAGAAUCAGGCUUUUGAACUUAAGUGUAGAGCCCAGUGAAAUCCCUUGUGAAAUGGCCUUUCCUUAAUAACACUAUUGUUCAGCCUGAUUGCCGUCUUGCAGCUCUUUCCUGCUAAGUAGUGGAGUCAUUUCCUUCUCCCUAGGUUUAGAACUGACUUGGAAGAUGGAAAAGGUGCAUGUGUACAUAGCGCAUUUUAUCCACCCCACUCUUCUCCCAUGGCUCAGUUAGCUCCGAAGAUUUGUGAUCUCUGAGUCAUCCUGGCAGUUUUAUGCCAUGUCAGAUUUACUGGUUUGGUGAUUUUUUUUUUCUAAAUCCUACCUCUAGUUUCCACAGUCUUCAACAUCUAGACUGUGGUCGCCACUCCAUUAGUGGGAAAGAGGCCAUCAACAAUUCCCCAUGUCUUCUGCAGGUGCCUCUGGUGUGUACUUGUAAAGAAAUGGUCUGGUGUCUUUAUUCGCCAGGAUGCCCAUCCAUUUUUCUCUCUUUAUCUUCAGAACCUAAUGCAAAUAGAACUUUAUAAGCCUGACAAAGUAAACUACACUUUUCCUUCUGCAGACAUUUUACAAGUAAUGCUAGUCAACAACACGUCAGCUACUUUUCUAUUGCUCUUAAAACACCAUGACUAAGGAGACCUAUAAAAGAAAGUGUUCAAUUUGGCUUACCAUUUCAGAGGGCUAGAGUCCAUGGUGGUGAAGUGAUCACCUUUUGAUCCACAAACUCCUGUCAGAGAGAGCUAUCUGGGUAUUGUGGAAUUCUCUGAAACCUCAAAAUCCAUCUCUAGUGACACACCUUCUCCAACAGGGCCACAAGUCCUAAUCCCUCCCAAUCAGUUCCACCAAGUGGGGGACAAAGUAUUUAUGCCAAUGAGCCUAUGGGGGUGGGGGGAGGUAUCCUCAUUCAAACCAGCACACAACACAUCACUUUUCUUGGGUUCUGGAAACAUUGACCAGGGAUGGCGCUAUACCUUUAGUUCUCUGUUCUAGGAAAUAUUAUCAAGUUUCCAGCCUCCAAAACCCUCAAAAACUUAGAUAUUUUAAAGCUGGUUGUCAAGAUCUAUAAAUAUUGGUGGUUACACAUGUAGAUGCACUUGCUAUGGGAAAUCUUUUAUCUUUCUCUGUGUCGUUUGGUUUCUAAAUGUUCAUGGGAGCAAAUUGGUGGACACAAAAUUGUAGAUAUAUGCGCCAGAAGACUCCCGGUACACUAAUGCUUAGCAUUGUUUGUCAUAAUUGCCUGUUUGUCUUCCCUUCUGCUCUGUAAGAGAUGGGAUUAUUGACUCUGUAUUACAAAAUACUGUAUUCCCUGUAUGUCAAUCAAUAUGUGUCUAAUAGCAUGAAAAUAAUGGGCUUAAUAAAUGAUUUUGUAAGAAAGAA
Messenger RNA from Arvicola amphibius (Eurasian water vole), 3112 nucleotides. RefSeq names its product cathepsin C (gene Ctsc). The record is from RefSeq and is a predicted model, not a curated record. Gene Ontology annotation, cellular component: lysosome. Gene Ontology annotation, molecular function: cysteine-type endopeptidase activity. The transcript is spliced from 4 exons. The coding region runs from base 108 to 527 and encodes 139 amino acids. Lineage: Eukaryota; Metazoa; Chordata; Mammalia; Rodentia; Cricetidae.